Nymphalis io (European peacock) is the source of this 1923-nucleotide messenger RNA. Its product is annotated as glycerol-3-phosphate phosphatase. NCBI's taxonomy places the organism in Eukaryota, Metazoa, Arthropoda, Insecta, Lepidoptera, Nymphalidae. Gene Ontology annotation, molecular function: phosphatase activity. The transcript has 5 exons. Gene Ontology annotation, cellular component: cytoplasm. The record is from RefSeq and is a predicted model, not a curated record. Bases 84 to 1091 code for a protein of 335 amino acids.
UAUAAUGCUAAUGCAUAUAAUAUGUAAAUGUAUGCCUUUUAAAAUAAAGAUAAAAUUCACUGAAAUAUUGCUCUUAUCAUAGAAUGUUUCGGCGAUUUGUAAAAUGUAAUUUCUAUUAUAUUAGUAGGAUAUAUUGUAGCGGCAAAUUAAAUACACCAGUAUUAAAAUCAUCGGGGAAAAUGUUUAAAUCUGCUGUUUUAAAUCUUCAAGAAGCAAAUGCAGAUCAAGUGCAAGAAUUCUUAAAUUCUUUUGAUACCGUUUUAAGUGAUUGUGAUGGUGUUUUAUGGAUAAAUAAUAAUGCAAUUCCUGGUUCAGCUGAAGCUAUGAAUUAUUUUAGAAAACUGGGUAAAAAAAUAUUCUAUGUGACAAAUAAUUCUACAAAGACUCGAAGUGAAUUUGCUGUAAAAGCUCAACAAUUAGGAUUCAUUGCAGAACCGGAAGAAAUUCUUUCAACUGCUUAUUUAGUUGCACAUUAUCUUAAAGGUAUUGGAUUUCGAAAGAAAGUUUACUUAAUAGGCUCAAAUGGCAUCGGGGAUGAACUAAAGGCAGUAGGGAUACGCCACACUGGAGUAGGACCAGAUAGUGUGAAAGCUGAUUUUAAAUCUAUGACUACAGCAGAAUUAGACCCAGAGGUUGGUGCAGUAGUUGUUGGUUUUGAUGAGCAUGUUAGUUAUCCAAAGUUCAUGAAAGCAGCAUCAUACUUAGCCAAUGAAGAAUGUCUAUUUGUAGCAACUAACACUGAUGAAAGGUUUCCUAAAUCUAGCACUAUUAUUAUACCUGGAACAGGCACUUUGGUAAGGGCUGUAGAGACAUGCUCUGAACGGAAGGCUUUGGUACUGGGAAAACCAAAUGAUUAUGUUCGGAAAUUUCUUGAAUCCUUUGGAUUGGAUCCGGCAAGAACGUUAAUGAUUGGAGACAGAUGUAAUACAGACAUUGAAUUUGGUAUGCGAUGUGGUUUUCAAACUCUACUUGUAAUGACAGGAGUAACCUCUGAAAAGGAUCUAGAGAAAAUGCGUAAUGAACGAAGACCACCACUACCCGAUGUCGUCCUUCCAAAACUGGGAGAUAUUCUAAAUAUAACAAGUGCAUAGUACAAAAAAGUAGUUAAAUAAUAAGGAUCAAUUGACAGAAAAAUGUGAUAAAAAAAUAUUCAAAAUUAUAUAUUUUUGUUCUUUAUUUGUAGUCGUAAGUCAAUUGUUCUUAGAAAAUUUUGUAGCAGCAUUACGAUAUAGUCUUUCGUGAGAUAUAAGAUCGAUGACUAAUGCCUUAGACUAGCUUUCAUGUUACUUAAUAUAAUAUAGUGCUAUAUAAUGUAUCCUUAAUUAUGAGGAAAAUGCUUACAAAGUAUAUAUAUAAUAUAUCUUUGGCCUGUAUAAAGAGAGAUCAUUGUUUUGAUAAAAUUUUGCAUCCAAUUUAUUUAUGUAUGUUUAAUGAAGAAUGCGACAACGAUUUUUGUUCAUAAGCAUAAAAUAAGGCUAUGAAAACCACAAUUUUGUGCAUUUUUACAAUGUAUUUAAUGUUAGAUGCUUUUAUACUCGUAAGUGUCAAAGAAGACUUACAUUGUGUUGGUUGGUAUCCUAACUAUUCAAUAAUAAAAAUUCAAUUAAUCAGUUGUACAAAAUGUUAUGAAAAAACAUUGAUUAAGAAUGGAUUAUAGUAAAGAGUUUUAGAAGUUAUACAUAAAUACUAAAAUAGUUUAUAGGAAGGAACAUUGUAACUAAUAAAAAUAAUAAAUAACCAUAUAUUAAUAAUUUACCACAGAUUUUACAUUUAGAUAAUACAUUGAAAGUAUAUGAUUGAAUUUUUUUUUAAAACAUGUAGGCUAGCGCUUGACUGUUAUCACACCUGAUGAAAUCAAUCCAACUAUAAACCAUUUUUUUGUUGUAAUGCUUAAAUCAUAAUUAAACAGUGUACACUUGUUCA